Molecule: messenger RNA, 1490 nt
Organism: Myripristis murdjan (pinecone soldierfish)
Lineage: Eukaryota; Metazoa; Chordata; Actinopteri; Holocentriformes; Holocentridae
Exons: 6
Coding region: 305-1231 (308 amino acids)
Source: RefSeq, a predicted model, not a curated record
UAUUGAGUGGGAGGGUCUUCUUCGCCACACACACGCACACAGACACUCAACCGAUGUUUUCCCGUAAAGAAGAAUGAUCACAAACAAGAUCAUUAAGGUGAAUAACGGAGGCGAAUGGAGAAAUUCCAAAACCUGCACACGAGACGAGCCUUUUUCCAGAUGUUUUUGGGAUUAAAAGAACAUUUUUUAAAUUCACCGAGGCCAGAACUGAGAAACUUACAGCAACAAGGAAGCAUUUUAUGGUGAUGAUAGCAACGAUUUUAUCGAACAAGACUCCACAAGCAAGACACCCCUGUGAUGGACCAUGGAGUUGAAGAUAUUGGUCAUUUUAAUAGUAAUGAGCUCAUCUGCUGCCCAGGAAGUAAAGAACCUGACCAGCACUGAAGGAGGAUCCAUCACAUUACCAGACCCUAUACUGAAGUUGGGAUUUCUUUUAUAUGGAGGAUCCAAUGUAGCUUUGGUAAUCAACAGUGAAAUCAGUGUAGUGGAUGAAAGAUUUAGGAACAGAGUUUUCUGGGACAAAAACACUGGACUGUUUACAAUCAGAGGACUGCAGAGAAACGAUUCAGGAAUUUAUUCAGUUGAUUCUAAAACAAAGGGUGUUUUAACAUCAUAUCGGCUCACAGUGUACGAGUCUGUCCCAGAGCCUGGAGUGAACAGGUCCAGUGUGAGUGCUGAGAGCUGCACCUUGCUGUGUUUUGUGAAGAAGAGCGAGGCGACGACACUGUCCUGGUACAGAGGAGAGGAGAUACUGAACCAGAGCCGCACCGCUGCCUCUCUGCCUCUCACUGUACACAAGCACAAUUUCAGCUCAUCUUAUAGAUGUGAGGCUGCCAACCCUGCUGAGAAUAAAUCAUUUCCAGUCAACUUCACAACAUCCUGCAGUGAAAAUAUCAUUAAUCACAGCAGAAGUGGUUUUGACUGGUCCUUGCCACUAGUCGUGGGGAUUGUGGCUUCAGUUCUUUGCUUUGUCAUUUUCAUUAUCUUGACGGCGAGAUACUGUAUGACAAAGAGGAGAAAAACAGACAGACAUUCGGAAGGUUCAGUCAACAGAGAAGAGGAAGUUCUCUAUGCUGAUGUAACUAUUAUUGAUUACAGGGCCAGACAGGGAAAUACACCAGACUCCACUCCAGUUACAGACCGUGCUAAUCUAACAACAGUCUAUGACAAACUGGAAGUUCAUCGCAUGGCGCAGACUAAUGCAGACAUUGUGCAGAGCAUGACGACAUAAACAUUUGAUGAAGUUUCAGCAGCUUUACCGGCACAGCAUGUCAGUACAAGCAGCAGCCAAGGAGAAAAAGCAGUCGGGCUGUUUAAAUGAUAUCAGAGCAUCGCUGACGGGUACAGGCUUGUUCAAACUACAGCACAAACUUUCCGGACUGUGAUUCAAGCCUCUGUGGGAUUUAAAUGUACAAGACAAACUUCAUUAGUCACAGCAUGGCUGACAGUUUGAGCUCACACUGCAAUGAAAUAAGGGUUUUGGCAAAAAA